AUGUCUCUGAGAUUCAACGAAGACAUGGCCUGGGGCCUUGUCAAUGUCACCAUAGACGCGGCCAAGAUGGUCACUUUCAACCCCGAGGUGGCUCCGCCUCAAAGCUUCCACGCAAUCCACAUGGUCAUCCAUUCGCUGAGUAUCUUGUCGCAUCUUGCAAGACCUCCAGCAGUGAGAAUUUCAAUCGAUGUAGUACUAGAGGUUAUCCUGCUCAUCAUCACCUCCAUCAUGUCCCAGAGUCCAUGGGAGCAGCUACGCCCCAUCAUAGAGCUCCUUGGUGAUUCGCAUGUCAAGGACGGCGAUUUAAUCCAGUUCCAAGAGAGGCUACAAGACAUCAAGACGAAUGUGAAGCAUUUCAAGGACGUGGUCAGGGCGCACAACGACGCGCCGCCCAGCAGCAGGGGAGAAUCUUGGCGAACCGUUCAACAUCACUACACUGGCCUCCUGGCAGAUAUGCGAGACGCCAUUCCUCAUUUUCAAGUGACAGAGAAAGCCGUGGUGUCUCUUCCCUUGUUCAGCGCGGUGGCCAACAUUCAGCUCCUGAUGCUAGCCGAGGGAAUCCGCAGCGGAGAAUCAUGGGGGUUUGCGGCGCGGGACGUGAGGGAACUCUUCAGGGGCGAAUUCGAGGAAAGGGUAGGGCUCGGUGCCAAGCCGCCAGAGAUCAGCCGGAGAGGCAUCGCGCGUCGCAACCUGACGGCAUCGCUCUCGGGCGGGGCAGCUCGCAACAUGACGGUAUCACUCUCCAAGACGUCACGCGAGAAGAGGCAGAUGGAGCUCCUCUCCGAGGCCAUGGCGCAAGGAAAGGCCUCGGGCUGGUCGCCGGAGCUGCUCGAAACGUGGAAGCGGGCGUACUCGGCCCGGACCGUGCGAGUUCCUGCCGGAAGGGAGGAGGAUGAGUAUCCGAGGUAUGCGCGCAACAAGUACGAUCAAGGCCGUACCAAAGUCCGGCCGGCGCGGAAGAAUUACAUACUUGGAAGCCGAGGGUGGAAGAACACGCGGGUUCUGCAGCCGCUGGCGGAGUACGACGCGGUGAUGAGCAUGACGGCGCUCAUGUACAGCGAAUACUGGCCGUACCUGGUGGGCGACGCCGAGGUGCCGCAGAGGGUGCUGCUGAAGAUGGACCGCGAGAUCUAUGCCGGGCCUUACGGGCUGUGGGCCAAUGCCGCCGAGGUGCCGUGGAGUGUGCAGCUUCCGUCGCCGACGCGGGCACGCCCCGGACGGAUGGCGUCGAUGGUGGUCCGAUCCGACCACAUCGUCAACUCGGUGCAGGUCAAGUUUGGUGACGGGUGGGAAGCGGUGCAGGGCAACGACAAGAUGGGAUCAUCGUAUCUGAUUGACCUCGACCCGGACGAGCACAUACACACCGUCGACGUGGCCGGCAAGUUCUCGGGGGCGCGCACCGAGCUCCUGGACGGCGCCUGGGGACGCACCAUCGAGGCGCUGCGCUUCAGGUCCAACAAGGCCGCCUACGGGCCGUACGGCCGCGGCAUGUGCACCGUCUGGGCCAAGGAGCUGGCUCGCAACGCCAGCUCCUGGGGCCUCCCCGUCAGCCGCGCCGGCUACCGCCUGUCCAGUGUGCAGCUGAGCCGCACGCUGCCCGCGUCGGAACCGAGGCUGAACAGCGCCCUGGGGAUUAUCCUGCGGCCGUUGAAAGAUCGGUCUCCUCUCUUGAGUUUCAUCUUCUCCUUCCAUAGGCGGGCGCACUGUCACGAGAGCUACGGCCACAAUGCAGUCUACUUUGGCUUCCGGUCGAUUCUAUUGGAAGCUGUCCCGGAGACGCCGACCAACGGGACGGGGACUGCGGGAUCGGCUAAUGGGACUUUUGGGGAAAGAUGGAUAGGGAAUGACAUGCUGGUUUGA
Molecule: messenger RNA, 1860 nt
Organism: Cordyceps fumosorosea ARSEF 2679
Lineage: Eukaryota; Fungi; Ascomycota; Sordariomycetes; Hypocreales; Cordycipitaceae
Product: Delta endotoxin
Exons: 1
Coding region: 1-1860 (619 amino acids)
Biological process (GO): symbiont-mediated killing of host cell
Molecular function (GO): toxin activity
Source: RefSeq, a predicted model, not a curated record